AUGCUACACCCCCGAUCGUCCAAAGAGCGGGAACGAGCUAGGAGAGUAUCAGACAGUGCCGCGACUCAAAGUGAAGCCACGGUAGCUCCGCUGACCGAAGAGGCUGGGCAAGGCGACGAUGGAACUUCGGACAAACGAUCGCAGAGGAUCGCAGAGCUAGAACAAGCGCUGGCGACCGCUUUGGAGGAGCAAAACAUGAUGAGAGAAGAGCUGGUGAAGCUUAGAGAUCAUGGAAAGGUCUACAAAGAGUCGAUCGAAGAGUAUCGGCGAAUAUUGGCUGGCACAUACCAGUUGCAAAGCCCUCCAGGAGCCCCCCAUUCCGAUUCGCGCCCGGCAUCAGCCCGCUCAAACUCAUACGAAGGCGAGAAUGCGCCGCGAAAAUCGACGAGCCAGCCGCGUGAGGACCUUGUAGAGCAAAAUGAUAGUCUCCGUACUCAGGUUGCGCAAUUGCAAGAUCAGCUGAUGACGCAGGAUGCUACAUAUCAGUCUCUUCUGGAUCAACGGAGAUCGCGGGCUGAAGCUGAGUGGGACCAAUUAACAGCACGGCUCCAUUCGACCGAGAAAGAAUCUGGUGAACGGUUGCAGCAACUGCUGUCUCUGAAGUCUGCUUUCUCGUCUCUCACUCGGGUCGAAUCGCAAGUGACAGAUAGCGAGCUGUCAGAAACCUUCUCUCAACUUUUCAACAGUGUGCGCGAAUGGGUCAUCAGCAAUUAUCGCCGAGCAAAAGUGAAAUUCAGCGAUCUACCUCUUGACACCGCCGAAAUCCUAGAGGCCAUAUCCCCAUUGUAUAGAACCGUCGACCCAGCCAAUCGCCUUGCGCUGUUCCAGGCUCUGGUUUCAUAUAUGUUGAUGAACAUUUUUCAGGAGUUCCUCUUCGUCGGUAUACCAGAAACUGGUCCGCUAGCCACUCUGCGGCAGGUAGCAUCUACCAUCCGGAGCACUGGUACUGGAUACCAGAAUUGGCGACAUGUCACUAUCCGCAGUCUACAGGAGAGUGAUGCGGCGUAUACAAUCAAGGAGGGGAAGGCUCAUCAGAGAGACCUGCUGGCAUCUUGCAUCUUGCAUCACUUGCUCGCCAUCACGUCAACAACGCCUCUCCCAGAGGCCCGGUCAGCAUUGGACAGUAUACUGAGCGCGACGAUGGAGUUUCAGAAUACGCUCCUGCUUCAGAAAGCACGGUACAAAGUAGACUUCUUCCGAAAACAGGACGAACUGCACCAGAGCGUUGACGACAACCGUAUGGAGCCUAUCAAUGAGCUUGAUGGUUUUACAGAUGAUGACGGUGACGUUGUUGUAGACCGCGGUUUUGUGUUCUGUGUCUUUCCGAGCUUGGAAAAGUUCGGAGACGAAUAUGGAGAGCACACCGAAGUAAGCAACGUGCUGGUGAGAGCCAGAGUAAUGUGCCAACGGAAUUAUUUCAGCCAGGCUCAAAAGAUGCGCUCCGUGGAGCAAGCCAGUCUGAUGUAG
This is a messenger RNA of Didymosphaeria variabile, 1467 nucleotides long. RefSeq lists its product as uncharacterized. The transcript has 2 exons. Lineage: Eukaryota; Fungi; Ascomycota; Dothideomycetes; Pleosporales; Didymosphaeriaceae. The record is from RefSeq and is a predicted model, not a curated record. The coding region runs from base 1 to 1467 and encodes 488 amino acids.